CUUAUCUCAUCCUAUUCCUAUAUUUCAUCAUCACACUUCCAUCACCAUUUAUGCUUCCUCCUUCCUUACCUUCCUCCCAUAAAAGCAAAACAAAACAAAUCUUACGUUGCAGAAAAUUAUCCGUUUCAUCAUCUGAUCUAUUGCAGGCAUACAAUUCAGUCAGGCGAUGUCAUCUUACAAGAAGAAGAUUGUCCUCAGCAGUGUUGCAGUGAAGCUAGGCUGCGGCAGCAGCUGCAGAAGGCCCAAACUCUCUGCCGUCUUCGUCCCCAAACCACGGCGGCGCCACCACAAACCCGCCGCCGCCGCAUCCACCUCCACGGCGCCAAACUUCUCCAACUACUCCUCCAGCUCCUGGGACACCACCACCACCACAUUCUCUCCGGCGAACUACUCCUCCGACGCCGACUCCGAGAUCAAGAGCCUCAGAGCCGUGCACGGCUUCGGAAGGGUCGGCGGGGAGAGCGUCGCCGUCGAGAAAGACUCCGACGACCCUUACCUCGACUUCCGGCAGUCCAUGCUGCAGAUGAUCCUCCAGAAAAACAUCUACUCGAAAGAUGACCUGAAAGAGCUUCUCAACUGCUUCUUGCAGCUCAAUUCCCCUUACUACCACGGCGUCAUUGUCAGAGCCUUCACGGAGAUCUGGAAUGGGGUCUUCUCCGUGACGCCGCCGGUGGCACCGCACGGCGGGGCCGCCCCGGAGUGGAUGUCACGUGGCUUUUAGGCAACGCACGUGAUAUCAUAUGUGGGCCCACACUGCUUAUCAAUAAAGUUGUGUCCAUCAAACUGUAGCUGGUGAAAGUAGAUUCUCGGGGGUAGUAUGGUAAUUGUCGUUCCCACAAAAUAUUACGCGUGGGACUCCUCUAUAGUGUGCUUGAUGAAGCACUAAUUAAUUAAUGCACUGUUAGAGUGUAGGAUUUAAUGAUUCCUAGAAGAUCAGAUAAGCUUAGUUGUUCUAUUUUCACAGCCUUUUUUCCCACCUAAUAGGGUUUAGAGGAUGGAAGUUUUUGUUAUUAUGUUCGUUGAGUGGUUAAAAAUGCUGUGAAAAUUGUAACCCGUAAGCGUAUUGUUGUGUUAUUAUUAUGUAAUGUAAUGUUACUUUGAAUUUCUCUAGGCUCUAGCUCUAAAG
Cuscuta epithymum is the source of this 1126-nucleotide messenger RNA. Lineage: Eukaryota; Viridiplantae; Streptophyta; Magnoliopsida; Solanales; Convolvulaceae. The record is from the annotation of a GenBank genome assembly.